AUGAUAAUAAUAACAGUAAUGGAUAUAAUCUUUGAUGAACAAGGAAAUAUUAUUAGUGGUACUGCGGAAGCGUUGAUUAAACGUUUAAUACCGACCAAAGACUACUGUCCGAAUGGUUCCUAUAUUUUUGCCCUGUUACUGAACAUACGAACAGUAAUAGCACCAUCAGAUUUAUUACACAAAAUAUUGCAGCAAUGUAUGUUUCAACAGAAUGCUACUGGAGAGAAUUUUACCAAAGAAGGGCGUACAAGAAUGUUUUCAAAUAUUUUUAAAGUUUGCUCACAGUGGACCGAGCAUUUUGCUUGCGAUUUUACCGAUAAAACAAUGCGGCAUCGGUUAAUUGAAUUGCUAAAUUUAUUGCCGGUUGACGCAAAAAGUAAACGAGACGUUGAAACAUUAAUGGAAAAUUUGAACAAUAAGGUUUUCAAUAAGUUUUUUCAUUUUAAAUUGAAUGGUUUUUUAUGGGAUACUGAAUCAGAGUUGUUCUUCAUACUAAUGGAACUUUGCUCAGAUCCGGUUGAGUUGGGACAACAGUUAACACAGAUUGAACUUGUGAGUCGUUGUAGCAGUGAUGGUUGUAUUUCGCCUGCAGUAGCCUCCUACAUCGACUGGUUUAAUCAUUUGUCGGUGAUCGUUGCCACAGAAAUUUUAUGCUGUGUCAAACGACAAAAUCGUAUUAAAACAAUUGAAUAUUUUGUGGAAGUGGCCAAAGAAUGUAUUAAUAUUGGAAACUUUAAUUCACUAAUGGCAAUUGUUGCGGGCUUUUCACUAACGCCAGUUGCACGACUCAAAAAAACGUGGAGUCGAGUGGAAAAAAGUCGUCUGGAAAUACUGCAACAUCAGUUGGAUCCAUCAGCCAAUUUCCUCAGUUAUCGAGCAACACUGAAAGCCGCAGUGUGGAGAUGUGACGGAGCGAAAAAUGAGGCUGAAAAAAUUAUUAUUCCAUUUUUUGGACUAUUUUUGAAAGAUCUAUCACUGAUCUAUAGUUGCUGUUCUAAAACGCUGCCGAAUGGUCAUUUGAAUUUUGUGAUAUUUUCACAGCUCAGUGACCACAUUCAAAAUUUUGUUAAAUGGAAAUCAAGGAAAUGUCCGUUUAAAAAGAAUCCUGAAGUAGUCAAUUAUCUGCUAUUAACUCCGACGUUGAUGGAAAAAAGUUUGAUGAAAUUCUCCUAUGAUUGUGAGAGUGCUGAUCAAACUGAAGAAAAGGAACAGUAUAAAAAGCUGAAAUGA
Messenger RNA from Enterobius vermicularis (human pinworm), 1230 nucleotides. The record is from the annotation of a GenBank genome assembly. Lineage: Eukaryota; Metazoa; Nematoda; Chromadorea; Rhabditida; Oxyuridae.